GAAGCCUCUUAACUUACAUUUACAUGAUUGACAACUGCAAGGAACGAUCCUCAGUGUGCUUCUAUUAUAUGCAUACAGUAUCUAGGGAUAUUACAAGAGGGGAUCUCCUUCUCCUAUAUUGACUAUGGUUGUCGCUCCCAAGUUGUAUCCGCGCGCAACAGUUAAGCGCAUCGUGAAAGCCCAUUCAAGGCGCAAUAUCUCUAAAAAUGCAGAUAUCUUGAUUUUCCUGGACUACAUGCUCUUCAUACAAGAGUAGGCAUUGGUCCCCCUCCUAGCUCGAAUUGUCCUUCUCGAUAGGGGAUUCAGAAUCAUUAUCAUUGCUCGUGAAAAUGACCCUUUCCUUUUUCCAGAUUAAUGCGCGAGGCCUCCAUCCGUUCAAGAAAAGGCGGAGAGAAAAUUCUCUCAGCGAGAAGCAUCAGGAAGGUGACAGAAGGUACGCUACGGAAAUUCAAAGGAUGAAUUAAACCCUACGCGCGGUCUCCGAGGAUUUUCGAUCAAUUGGCAACGAACGGGGAAAAGCAAUGGCGUUGGGCUUUCCUGUUUUGGGAUACCAUGGGAUUUUCUCUUCUUUUUACAUGAUACCCUGAGCGGAUUGGCGUUGCUGUAUUCAGUUAUCUUUAAUGCAGUUUCAUCAUUAUACAUAGUAUCAAUUGAAUGCAUUGUUGUGUUGUUCAGUUUGGGAUCCAAUUGUCCAGCCGCUGCACCAUAGGAUAGGUGUAGAUGAUUUGUCGUGAAUUGAGUAAAUAAUUUCAAACGGGGAAUGAACCAGAUCCUGAUACAAUGUUUUCUUAGUAGGACCAAAAUUGAUCAAAGAGAAUUAUUAAUUGCCUCUACAUACCAAGAAAUAAAUCACUCAUGUUCCGCACUGUACAGUACAUCACUUCUAUGAAGCUGGCAGAGAGCUGACCGCCGCGCAAAUUCUGCCACCUUCUCUCGGCGACCAUCGCGGCAAAGCUCUCUCCACAAACCACUUCGUCUCCUCCACCACCACCACCACUACCCCAAAACAAUAACAACGCUCCCACAACGCGCAAGCCUCCUACAACCUCAACUCCACCCUUUCUCUCCUACUCCCCUUCGUUACUACUCCUGAUCCAAAUACCCUUUACGCGUCCCCCGCGACUCUCUUGUUUACACCUUGCGCCUGCGGGAAACAUCUUGAGCUUUCCUUGCCCGUCACACGACACUCCGUAACCCCAACAAGCCAUGUCUACUGCUGUCACCAAUCCACCUCUCCAGUCUGAACCCAAGGCAGCUAAGAAGAAGCGUGCCAAGGGUGAGAACUCUUCCAGCGUGUCUGGAGCUGUAGUAGAUUCUCCAAAGCCUGGAACUCCCGCCACAGAAUCUACUCCAAAUGGGGUGGCUGGUGCCCAUGAACCCGCCUUUCUGAAGGAUCUGCUUAAGAGCCAUCGGAAUGCUGUCAAAAAAUUGAAUGCCACAUCCAAAGUGGAUAAUAUCACUGCAGAAAACCCAGGCAAGUCUCUCGAUGAACUGGUUGCAGAAAAGAAAAUCAAUGCGGACCAAAAAGCCCAGGCCUUGAAGAAGCCUGCUCUCCAAGCAGCCGUACUCCAAAUCGAGGAGCAAAUAAAUCAGUACAAACAAUAUGGGCAAUACUAUGAAGAUCGCCUCUCCAGCCAGAAAACUGAAAUAGAGAAGGCACACAAGGAUGAGUUAAACGCCCUCAAAGAGAAAGUGACUGCGGAGACGCUGGAAUCUGCUGAAAAGACAUUUGAACAAAGAUUGCUGGUGCUCAGUCAAUUUUUGCGCGCUGCUGCAGCCAUGAGACGCUCUGGAGACGAGACUUCAAGUGACAGUCGGGCAUUUGAGGGUGCGUUGUUCCAGGUCUAUGGGGGAACCGAGGAGGCAGUCAGCGCUAUGGUUAAACUGAUCAAUGGCGCGGAGGACAUUGUUCCAAGUGUUGACGCGGAGCCUCUCGACGUGCCAUACUCGAGGGUGAAACAAGUUUCUCUAGAAUACACCCCCCCGGCUACUGAAGGGUGGACUGAGGGGGCCCAAGCCACCGAAUCAGCUUCUGCUGCUGAAACAAAUGCCGUUACCGACCCUACCAUGGCCAACGCUGGUAUGACUGAACUUCAUGACCCUUCUUUGGCUACUCAACAAACCACUACCACAAACGGAUUUUCAUCUUCUGGAACGCCACAUCCAGAAGAAACUUCCUCUCCCCCAAGCCAAUCCGCUGUUAACAACGAAGCCGCAAACCCAAUAGCUCAAUUGAAAUGGGAUAACCAAGGAUCAAACAUGUCUGCUUCUACCACUGCUGAGGGGUGGGUCGAAGUCGAGAAAGCCGAUGUAGAAGCGACAUCAACAACAACAACAACACAAGUGCAGAACUCCACAGGCGGGGCUACUCCAGAGCCAAAUGACGGUUUCAAACCAGUUGUCAGCCACCACACUAGGCAAAAUAGUGGACGCGGCAGAGGCUUCCGUGGCCGUGGUGGACCUCGUGGUGAGGGGUUCCGGGGACGUGGAGGCUUCCGUGGCGAUCGUGGUGAAUAUCGCGGGCGCGGGCGCGGUCGUGGGGGUGAAUAUCGUGGCCGUGGUCGCGGCGGUUAUAAUAACGCGCAGGGACCGCCCCCACCAUCUCAAGGCACCCCAGCCCCUACGGAUCACACUGUGUAAGGCUCUUGACGGAGCCGGGGUAAGAGAAAGAUUCCCUCCCCUUGCCUCUCUAGGAUACUCUGAACAAACCGCUUGAUCAUCUCUGUACCUCAACCUUGCUCUCUCCUCAUGUUCUCUCUCCGCAUGUUCCCUCUCCAUUGACAUCCAUUGCACACCGCGAUUUCUCUACCAUGUGGCCAAAUACCGAAUACCCCAGUCCCUUUUUCUUUUUCUUUUCUUUUCUUUUCUUUUUUUUUUCGCAUUCAAUCUUUUCUAGAUAUCCAUCUCACCGUCACCUCUCCUCAUGUUCUCCCUUGUUGCUCUCGCGCUUUUUCUCAUCGCAAGAGAGGCAAAAAAACAAUCUCACCCCCACACCUACCCACACUCAGCACAUUUCAUUUUGAGCAGACACCUUACUCACGAAGCCCACGAAACGAAACGGAAAGACGAAUGAUAAAAAUAAAAAGAAAAUAAUUGGAAGGAAAAGGAACGGACAGGAAAGGAAAUAUAAGACCAGAAAGACCCCACGCCCUCAAAUCCCUCACAUCUACCCUCCUCCUACCUAUAUACGCUACCAGCAUGUUUCUGUGAUUUCAUCGGCGGUGACGAAAUGAAAAAUUUAACCAAAUUGACAGGCGCUUGGGAUCUAUUCUCUCUGAAGUCAUUUUUUAGUUUGGUCCUUUUAAAGCGUGCAUAAUGUAAUGUUCCAUUUCCCCAUUUCAUAUUCUAGGAAAUUUUGUUUUGCUUUUAUAUAUUUUAUCUAAUGACCUCCCCCAAAUUACCAAGCCAGCUUUCUUUUUGUCUUACAAAAAGCAGAAAUUCCCCAUUGCUCUCCAGCGUUACCUACCAACUGUGCCAAGCGCACUCACUCCUCCCAUUAGUGAUGGUAGUGAGUUGCGUUUGGCACUGUUAACGGUUAUCUUAUUCCCCAUGUUUUCUGCAUAUUUUUAUCAUCUGUCUGGUUUCUUUUCCCAAAACACCCUAUUCUUCCGUGUAGUUUUAUCUACUGCCCACUUCUUUCCUCAAAACCUUCACCUUCCAAACCUCCACCAUAGCAAAUGGGUGUGUCGCGGUUGUGAGACGAAUUUGACGACAGGUGCCGCGUGGUGAUGGAUAUUUGCCGAUCUCUCUGCUUCCCUUUUCCUUCUCUUCUUUUCUAUCAUCUAAAACGAAAAGGGGUGAAAUGGGGCUGCAGAGGGCCGGGAGGUUUGGCUUGGAUCUUUGCCUUGACCUUUCUCUUUUCCAUUUGGAAUUCGAGACUCACGGCGCCUUUUUACGACUUGCUUUUUUUUUUUUUUUUUUUUUUUUUUUUUUUUUUUUUUUU
Molecule: messenger RNA, 3943 nt
Organism: Blastomyces gilchristii SLH14081
Lineage: Eukaryota; Fungi; Ascomycota; Eurotiomycetes; Onygenales; Ajellomycetaceae
Exons: 7
Coding region: 1207-2640 (477 amino acids)
Source: RefSeq, a predicted model, not a curated record